Rotaria sp. Silwood2 is the source of this 455-nucleotide messenger RNA. The record is from the annotation of a GenBank genome assembly. NCBI's taxonomy places the organism in Eukaryota, Metazoa, Rotifera, Eurotatoria, Philodinida, Philodinidae.
AUGAAAUUAACAUUCACUAGUAUCACAAUUAUAUUUUUUACGGUGCUGCUAUUUGUCAUUAUUGAACCAAGCUACCAAUACGUUUAUUCAUGUAAUUCAAGCGAACCAUGUGGAUGUUCUUCUAAUGCAGCAUCCGUUACUCGCAUUGUUGGUGGAGAAUCAGCAGGAACAAGUACUUGGGGUUGGGCUGUAUCUAUUUUUAUAAGUGGUACUUCAUUAUGUGGUGGAGCUAUUUUGUCAAGUUCAUGGAUUAUUACAGCAGCACAUUGUGUAAAUGGAAUUGCAGCAUCACAAGUAACUGUCUAUGCUGGCUCGAAUACUCGAUUUUCUGGUCAAUCUCGGGUUGCAUCUAUUAUGUUGAGCAGAAAGUUCGCGGUCACUUGCAAAAAAGAUCUAAUCGGAUAAGAUGAUCUAUCCAGCAUUGAGAAAGCAAAUAUACCAAAUUGUAGAAAAUU